Harmonia axyridis is the source of this 1230-nucleotide messenger RNA. It is a transcript of the gene hry, whose product is annotated as protein hairy. Gene Ontology annotation, biological process: regulation of neurogenesis; regulation of transcription by RNA polymerase II; anterior/posterior pattern specification. The record is from RefSeq and is a predicted model, not a curated record. Lineage: Eukaryota; Metazoa; Arthropoda; Insecta; Coleoptera; Coccinellidae. Gene Ontology annotation, cellular component: nucleus. Bases 179 to 982 code for a protein of 267 amino acids. Gene Ontology annotation, molecular function: DNA-binding transcription factor activity, RNA polymerase II-specific; RNA polymerase II cis-regulatory region sequence-specific DNA binding; protein dimerization activity. The transcript is spliced from 3 exons.
GAUCCGAAUAAUCGUUUGUGUGGCAUAAGACGAAAGGUCGUGCUUGCGAACGUACCAGUUUCAGUGACGAGAGCGCGCGUGCGAACACACGUUAUAAGCGAGCGCAAUUGACAAUUCUACGGACUAGCAAAAAGUGGUGUUUGUUGUUUUCCAAAAUUGUGACAUACACUACGAUAAAAUGGUCCAGCCCGGUUCGACAACUAUAACCACUUCCGACAAUGGAUUACAAGGUGUCAAAAAGACCAGCGAUAAUCGCAGGAGUAACAAGCCAAUCAUGGAGAAAAGGAGGAGAGCCCGCAUCAACAACUGUCUCAACGAACUCAAGACGCUCAUUUUGGACGCUAUGAAAAAAGACCCAGCAAGGCAUUCCAAACUGGAGAAGGCAGAUAUCCUAGAAAUGACGGUAAAGCACCUGCAGAACCUCCAAAGACAGCAGGUCGCGAUGUCUGCAGCGACAGACCCCUCGGUGGUCAACAAAUUCAGGGCUGGAUUCAGCGAGUGUCUGGGAGAAGUUAGCCGAUUUUCCGGUCUCGACCCCACCGUCCGAAGGAGGCUCUUACAACACCUCACCAGCCACCUCAACUCCAACCACCAAAAGUCUCAGGAGAUCCAGCAGGUCCAACUGCACAUCCUGCCCAACAACGAGCAGCACGGCAACAACGGCAUCAUCCUGAGCAACGGCAACGUGGGAGGUGUCCAAUUGGUGCCUACGAGGUUGCCAAACGGCGACUUGGCCUUGGUGCUGCCAACUACAGCCUCGCAGACCCACACCAGGACCACCAACACCUCUCCUCUGCCUCUCUUGGUGCCGAUUCCUCAAAGGACUUCUUCGACUCACUCGGCGUCUAGCGGUUCUUCCAGCUACUCGUUGAGCACCUCGCCCGAACCCUCCCCGGAACAGUGUUACCAACCCAGACCGUUAGCGUUGGUGAUGCGUAAGAACGAUCAGGCACAAAUUGACCAACCUUGGAGGCCUUGGUGACGACGACCAAACUGUUUUGCCUUUAUGUGAUAGCUGUUGAAGGUUCCUUCGGAUGAAAUCUCUGUGAUAAUUGGUAUCGGUUUAGCCGUAUGCCUCCUAAAUUCGUAAGGUCGGUCUAUAUUAUAUGCACGUUGUGUGAACGAUAAUAUGGACCGACCUUCAGUCUGUACGUAGCUCAAAAAGUCAGUCCUUCACCAGGUCACGAGUAUCGUUGUACAAGUUACAACGCAUGUAUAUUCGAUUGUAAA